UAAAUUCUAGAAUUACUACUUUGACAGAACGCUGUCAAUAUCUGUAGCCCAGGAUUUGAUUAAACUCCGUGUCUGUCACCAUGCCCACCAAACGCCGUAACGGAGGUCGCUCCAAGCACUCUAGGGGACGCGUACGCCCAAUUCGUUGCAGCAAUUGUGGUCGUUCCGUACCAAAGGACAAGGCUAUCAAGAGAUUCAACGUUCGCAACAUCGUCGACGCCAGCUCACAGCGUGAUAUCAAGGAAGCUUGCGCCUUCUCAACCUUUAACUUGCCCAAGUUGUACAUCAAGCAGUGCUACUGUGUCUCAUGUGCUAUCCACUCCCGCGUAGUUCGCGUGAGGUCCGUUGAGGCCCGCAAGAUCAGGACCUUCGUCCAGCCCAGGAGCAUGCCCAUGAGGAUCAACGUGCCUCAGAACAAGGAGAACUGAGGUCAGGGCACGCACAAUACUCGCAAGUUGCUAUCGAAACAA
Messenger RNA from Babesia bovis T2Bo, 470 nucleotides. Its product is annotated as putative ribosomal protein S26e. Gene Ontology annotation, molecular function: structural constituent of ribosome; mRNA binding. Lineage: Eukaryota; Apicomplexa; Aconoidasida; Piroplasmida; Babesiidae. The record is from RefSeq and is a predicted model, not a curated record. Gene Ontology annotation, biological process: translation. The transcript has 2 exons. Gene Ontology annotation, cellular component: ribosome; cytosolic small ribosomal subunit. Bases 81 to 428 code for a protein of 115 amino acids.